Molecule: messenger RNA, 746 nt
Organism: Pocillopora meandrina
Lineage: Eukaryota; Metazoa; Cnidaria; Anthozoa; Scleractinia; Pocilloporidae
Source: the annotation of a GenBank genome assembly
AUGCAGAGUGACUAUGCAAUUUCGGUACCUGACAUAAUUACUACUCUGACACAUAACCAAGAAUUGUCACUGCAAGAAGCUAGAGAUGCAGUCUUCCAAACUGGUAAUCAUGACGGAAUCAUAGCCAACCAAGUGGUAUUACAGAUUGCUUCUUUCUGUUUAAACUGCGGGUCAUGAUUUACUGUAUUAAUUUCAUGUACUUGGAAUGAACUCUAAAUACAGUUAGUAUAAAUUGGUUACUGCUAUACAUGUCAGUAUGCCAAGAAUUAAAUUACUAAUGACAGUGUAAAUGGGAAACAGUAACAAUAAUCAGUUGUUAUUUUUUUUUUCUUUUUUUUUUUUUUGGUAGUGUGUGCGUUCAAUCAUGAUAGGUAUGUUCAUAUUCGCUCUUCAGGUUUUUGGUCUUAUCUGCGGCUAUACUCACCAAACUAGUCUCAAAACCACCUCAAAUUUUUCGUUAUGCGAUAGUUUCCUCCUAGCAAACCUCAAAGUAAUUGAUAUUCGAAUUGUAGGCAGUUUUUGGAGCCAUGUGCAGGUUAAUCGUUGCUCUUCUCGUCGUCGCCGAGGGCGCCAUGUUAGAAGAUGUGCCUCAAACAAAUAUCUCUAUUUGUGCAUUCUUCUUCUUCUGGUUUCCAAUGACAUCCAUAGAAACCCUGGUCCACCAUUGGGAAAGAAUACUCUUAACAUAUCUUCCUUUAACGCAAGAAGUAUCGUCAAUAAAAGACUGGAGCUUCAGAGUCAUGUAG